UGAGCGCACUUUGAUGCUUCUCGAGCUAGCUUAGCCUGCUAGUUAGCUUAGCUUGUUAGCUGCUAACAAAGAGAGGCGGAAGUGAUCAAAACACAUCGCUAAGUAGAGAUCAAGUGUGAGUGUAAAGUGUUGUGAUUGUGUGAAAAUGUGCCAAAGAACCAUAGCAGAGUACGAGGAGGAACUUUGUCCAACAAAAGAGGAGAAGGAGCGACAACAUGAAAAACAUCAAGUUGUGUUACACAGAACAGACAUCCAUCAGCUGAUUGGACACCAAGAAGAAUGUCUCCCUCAUCUGCAGGGGGACAGUUUCACUGUAAAGUAUCCACAGCCCUCACAUUUUAAAGGGGACAAAGAUGAGCCACAGCCCUCUUAUUUUAAAGAGGAAGAGGAGGGAGAGUGUCCUGUAGGGCAGGAGGAGGCUGAUGUCAGCAAGUUUCCACUGACUGUUGUCUCUGUGAAGACUGAAGAGCAUGAAGACAAACCACCUGAGUCCUCACAGCUUCAUCACAGUCCAAAUGUCUGUGAAGAACAUCUUCACCCUGAGCAACAGAAGUGGAGCUUCAGGAUGCGGACAGAGGAGCCACAGCCCUCCCACAUUAAGAAGGAAGAGGAAUACCCACUGAUACCCCAUUUUAAAAAGGAAGAGGAGGACCCACUGACACCCCAUUUUAAAAAGGAAGUGGUGGAUCCACUGACCCCUCACUCUAAGGAGGAAGAGGAGGACCCAGUGACCCCUUACAUUAAAGAGGAAGAGGAGGAAGAGGGCAUCAGUCAGCCUAAAUGGUUGGAGGAGUUCCCAGUGACUGGUGUCCCUGUGAAGAGUGAAGAUGAUGAGGUGAAAGGUGAAAGUGAGGAGAGGGGAGGGGGGGAGCCUCCAAGCAGCAGCUCAACACAACACAUGACAACAGAAGCUGAUGGAGACCACUGUGGAGGAUCACAAGCAGACAAGCUCUUAGCUCCACUAUCAGAUAGUGAGGACACAACGUCACACUCUCCUGACACUGAUGAUGAAGACUCUAAAGAUGAUAAGACAUGUCACACUGACAACACUCACUUCACAUCUUCUCACUGUCACAAAACCUUUAAAUACCGUCGUAAUCUGAAAAGACACAUGAGAACACACACUGGAGAAAAACCUUUUUCUUGCUCAGAAUGUGGUAAAGGUUUUACACGAAGUCAACAUUUGAAAGUACACAUGAGAACACACACUGGAGAAAGACCUUUUUUAUGUUCAAUCUGUGGUAAAGGUUUUACAGAAAGUCAACAUUUGAAAGUACACAUGAGAACACACACUGGUGAAAAACCUUUUUCAUGUUCAACCUGUGGUAAAGGUUUUACAGAAAGUCAGAAAUUGAAAGUACACAUGAGAACACACACUGGUGAAAAGCCUUUUUUCUGUUCAACCUGUGGUAAAGGUUUUGCACAAAGUCAGGAUGUGAAAAGACACAUGAGAACACACACUGGUGAAAAAGCUUUUUCCUGUUCAAUCUGUGGUAAAGGUUUUACAAGAAGUACAGAUGUGAAAAGACACACUAGAACACACACUGGUAAAAAAUCGCAUUCCUGUUCAAUCUGCAACAGAAUCUUUUGUCGACGACCAACCCUUGUAGCACACAUGAGAAGACACCCAGGAGAGAAAGUGUUGAGUUGCAGUGUGUGUGGUGAAAGAUUGUCUUCUAAGUACCAGUGUAAGAAACACAAGUGUGCUGGUGAGAACAGCAGCAGCAAAUGAAACUGCAGGAUUUGAAAUAAACCGUCCAGACUUUCAUUUUGACUUUCUAACAACAUCAGCACAUAUAACAUGUGUGACAUUGUUGUUUGUCUAACAAUCUGUUUAAUAUGAUCUUUACAUUUAUAGAUUACAUAGUUUGAAAUAUAAAAUUAUUACUUAUUUGUACUUGUAAUUGUUAAUAAUCCCAUAGAUUAUCACCUUUAUAUGAUAUACAUAUGUACUGGUUCACAUCUGAAACAUCUUCUGGACCACUUCAGGAAGCAUAUUAUUAUUUACUUUAUACAUCAUUUAAACAGUUGUCUUUUAUACAAUUUUAAAAUGUGUGAUUUUAUGAAUCAUUUGUUGGGACUCUGUAAUCCAUUUUAUUAUUAUCUUUAUUACUCUCUUUUGUAUUCUGAUAAUUGUGUUGUGAUUAUUUUAAAUGUAUGUCCCCAGACCUUUAUGCAAUAAAAAGUGAGAGAAAAUGUCUGAA
This is a messenger RNA of Nerophis ophidion (straightnose pipefish), 2204 nucleotides long. Its product is annotated as oocyte zinc finger protein XlCOF22-like. NCBI's taxonomy places the organism in Eukaryota, Metazoa, Chordata, Actinopteri, Syngnathiformes, Syngnathidae. Gene Ontology annotation, molecular function: DNA-binding transcription factor activity, RNA polymerase II-specific; RNA polymerase II cis-regulatory region sequence-specific DNA binding. Bases 146 to 1732 code for a protein of 528 amino acids. The transcript has 3 exons. Gene Ontology annotation, cellular component: transcription regulator complex; PcG protein complex. The record is from RefSeq and is a predicted model, not a curated record. Gene Ontology annotation, biological process: regulation of transcription by RNA polymerase II.